Messenger RNA from Helicoverpa zea (corn earworm), 1302 nucleotides. Its product is annotated as octopamine receptor-like. Gene Ontology annotation, biological process: adenylate cyclase-activating adrenergic receptor signaling pathway. The record is from RefSeq and is a predicted model, not a curated record. Gene Ontology annotation, molecular function: octopamine receptor activity. Gene Ontology annotation, cellular component: membrane. NCBI's taxonomy places the organism in Eukaryota, Metazoa, Arthropoda, Insecta, Lepidoptera, Noctuidae. The transcript has 2 exons. The coding region runs from base 1 to 1302 and encodes 433 amino acids.
AUGAAUGACAUUUUGAUUAAUGUAGACUAUUAUUACGUCUAUAAUGCUUCUUCAUUCAACAAUAAUGAUUCCUUAUACAAUUUGUCGUUGGGAACAGAAUGUUAUUCGACUAACCUUCUCUACAACUCAAGUUUUGGCUUUGAAAUAGCCGUCCCAGGAUGGGAAGCAUUAACUACAAUAGUGAUGUUGGUCAUAGUUAUAGCAGGAACUGUUUUUGGAAACAUCCUGGUAAUACUUGGAGUUUUCACAUAUAAACCCUUGAGAAUAGUGCAAAACUUUUUUAUUGUGUCGUUAGCAGCAGCCGAUUUAGCAGUGGCAGUGUUAGUGAUGCCGUUAAAUGUUGCGUACAUGACAUUAGGACGAUGGUUGUGGGGCAAACAAUUGUGUAAAAUGUGGCUAACUUGUGAUAUAAUGUCGUGCACUUCGUCGAUCCUGAACUUGUGUGCUAUAGCUCUCGACAGAUACUGGGCAAUAACAGAUCCAAUUAAUUACGCUAAUAAGAGGACAUUGGAAAGAGUAGUGUACCAAAUAAUUGGAGUAUGGAUCCUGUCUUUGUUAAUAAGUUCACCACCUAUUUUGGGUUGGAAUGAUUGGCCAAAUGAGUUUACCGCAGAUACUCCUUGUCAGUUGACCUCAGAACCCGGUUAUGUCGUGUAUUCAUCGCUCGGAUCAUUCUUUAUUCCUCUUCUUAUUAUGACAAUAGUGUAUAUCAAAAUAUACAUAGCCGCAAGAAAGAGAUUAAGAAAACGAGUCCUAGUAACGCGCAUUCAAAACAAAAAUCCGGUGUUGGUAAUACAAAGUCAAGAAGAAAGCCAAGAAAAUAGAGACGAUUCAGACAAUGAAUCCGACAUUGCGCGUCAAACGAUUGAAUCGAAUAUGCACCAGAUGCAAGCAGACGUUUCACCAGGUAGUUGUGGAAGUUAUAAAACGAAAGUAGUUGGUUCUUUGAAGAAAAUGAGCCACAAGAAUAAGAAGCAGGAGAAGCCUUUGUUGGCCAGUGUCAAUAAAAGCGGCGACGUAGUAAAUCAGUUCAUUGAACAAAAGCAAAAGAUCUCCCUGUCUAAGGAGCGCCGUGCUGCGAGGACUCUCGGGAUCAUUAUGGGUGUAUUUGUUGUCUGUUGGCUUCCAUUUUUCCUAAUGUAUUUAAUAUUACCCUUUUGCUCAUCUUGUUGUCCUAGUCUAAGGCUCAUUAAUGUAAUCACGUGGUUAGGGUAUGCCAACUCAACAGUAAAUCCAUUAAUUUAUACCAUUUUCAAUAUUGAAUUUAGAAAAGCUUUCAAAAAGUUAUUAGGCCUGAAAUAG